CGGUGGCACAGACAUGGGCUCUCUGACUAAACAAGCCGAAACAACUGUUGCUCCAGACUGGAAAAAACAAUUGACUCCAGAGCAAUUCUAUGUUACAAGAGAAAAAGGAACUGAACCGCCAUUUAGUGGGAUCUAUCUGAAUAACACAGAAUCGGGAAUAUACUACUGCGUGUGCUGCAAUACCCCACUGUUCAGCUCAGAAAAGAAGUACAAUUCUGGGACUGGAUGGCCAUCAUUUUCUGAGGCUUAUGGUACUUGUGGCAGAGAUGAAAGCAAUACCAAUAUCAUGAGACGACCAGAUAACUCAUUGGGAUCAACUAGAACUGAAGUCGUCUGCAAACAGUGUGACGCCCAUCUAGGCCAUGUGUUUGAUGAUGGUCCCACACCUUCUGGGCAGAGGUUCUGUAUCAACAGUGUUUCGUUAAACUUCAAACCAGGCUCUGGUCAGUAAGAAGUGGAUCUCUGUGGCUUACAGAACAUCCUUUCGCUGCUCGUACAACAGGCUUGUGAAAAACUCUCAGGCUUUUAACAUAGAACUCAAAUUUUAGUACUUAUGCCAUUGCAGCUUUGCUUUCCAGCUAUUAUCAGUGUUGAUAAAAUACAUAUUUUUGUGGUAACUCUUUGGCAGUCUGCCUUUUCAUGGUUAGUGUGAUGUAAGUGUUGAUCUGUUUAUUGUAAUUUUUUAAUUAAAAAAAAAUCUAUGCAAUAGUUCACAUUCAUAACCAUCAUCAUUAACUGUAUCGAGGCUGCUGAAAUGAAGUGUUCUCCUGAACCUGACUUUGCCUAUGCUGAACAGUAGUUGUUGCACCCAGGAAUACAGAUGUACAUGGCUGAUCAUGCCAGAACUUUUACUUCUGUGAAAUCAUCAUAUCCUUCUAAAGGGAAGCAAAAAUAACAUGAAUCUGCAAAUAAGGCUUGAGGGGCUUUUUCCCCCUGAUGUGAGAGACCUUUAGCCAAGCCAAGUGACUUUUCCGUGAACCCAUAAAAGUGAAGUCCUGACAGAGGGCCUAAUUAAAACUAUUCCAGGCAACGGAACCAGUGAGGACAUGGAGUCUUUCUUCUUUUAAAUCAUUUACUUUGAUUCUGUGUCCAAUAGCAGAGCUGAAGUAGGGUUUGCUCCAGGAACUUCCUCUUACAGAAAUAAUAUGAUAAUAAUGUAACUAUCUGUGUAACAUCUCCAGACUUCUGUUAUCACUUGUGUAUUUCAGAAUCCGAAAAUAAAAAUUAAUGUGAAGUUUACUUUUUUGGGGAAAAAAAUCAGCAUCAAAAAACAUGUUGAGUAAAGUGAUGCUUUUGUUGAAAACAUGCCUUGUCUCUUCUUCCUUGUACAAGUUUGUAAAUACUUCUGUAUUCUCCCAAGCAUUGUCACCAUGGUUUGCUGUAACAGGAAAAUAAAUCUUAUGUUUGUGAAAUUG
Messenger RNA from Aptenodytes forsteri (emperor penguin), 1415 nucleotides. It is a transcript of the gene MSRB2, whose product is annotated as methionine sulfoxide reductase B2. The record is from RefSeq and is a predicted model, not a curated record. Gene Ontology annotation, cellular component: cytoplasm. Lineage: Eukaryota; Metazoa; Chordata; Aves; Sphenisciformes; Spheniscidae. Gene Ontology annotation, biological process: response to oxidative stress; protein repair. Bases 14 to 451 code for a protein of 145 amino acids. The transcript is spliced from 5 exons. Gene Ontology annotation, molecular function: peptide-methionine (R)-S-oxide reductase activity.